Molecule: messenger RNA, 3272 nt
Organism: Theobroma umbraticum
Lineage: Eukaryota; Viridiplantae; Streptophyta; Magnoliopsida; Malvales; Malvaceae
Product: 1,4-alpha-glucan-branching enzyme 1, chloroplastic/amyloplastic-like
Biological process (GO): carbohydrate metabolic process
Cellular component (GO): cytoplasm
Molecular function (GO): 1,4-alpha-glucan branching enzyme activity; cation binding; hydrolase activity, hydrolyzing O-glycosyl compounds
Source: RefSeq, a predicted model, not a curated record
AAUUGGUAGCACACUCGCUCCGUGUUUAAACUUUCUUGCUUGCUCGAAGAGGAAAAUGGAGCUGAGAAGCUGAAUCCGGGAAAGGAAGAUGCUGGGUUCGUUGGGUCUCCUCGCCACGCCUUUUGCUUUCGGGUCUUUCUCUCCUUCAUCGAGCAAGACCCGCACUUUGAGUUCCAAAAGUAAUCAUCAACUUGCCAAACAACUAGCAGUUGAAUCUAGACGUGGAUCCCGUAAGUUGCUCGGGCGACCUGUAUUUUUGUUCAACUCAGUGUAUGGAAAGGUCAGUCAUGGUUCCCCAAUCUUAGCUGUUAUGGUUGAUGAUAGUUCAACAAUGACAUCGUCUGAGGAAGACGCCGAACACAUCGGCAUCUUGGACGUUGAUUCUGCCCUCGAACCUUUUAAGGAUCACUUCCAAUAUAGAGUUAAGAAAUACUUGGAUCAGAAAAAUCUCUUUGAAAAGCAUGAGGGAGGCCUAGAGGAAUUUGCUAAAGGUUAUUUGAAAUUUGGAUUCAACAGAGAAGAAGGUGGAAUUGUCUACCGUGAGUGGGCUCCUGCUGCUCAGGAAGCUCAAGUUAUUGGAGACUUUAACGGAUGGGAUGGCUCCAACCACAGGAUGGAAAUGAAUCAAUUUGGCGUUUGGAGUAUUAAAAUUCCUGAUUCUGGGGGAAAUCCAGCUAUUCCUCAUAAUUCAAGAGUCAAGUUCAGAUUCAAGCAUGGUGAUGGAGUUUGGGUAGAUAGGAUUCCUGCUUGGAUUAAGUAUGCCACUGUAGACACUACCAGAUUUGGUGCACCAUAUGAUGGUGUGCAUUGGGACCCUCCACCUUCAGAAAGGUAUGAAUUUAAGUACCCUCAUCCCCCAAAACCCAAAGGCCCAAGAAUAUAUGAAGCUCAUGUUGGAAUGAGCAGCUCAGAACCGCGUAUUAAUUCAUACAGAGAAUUUGCUGAUGAUGUUUUACCUCGCAUUCGGGCAAAUAACUAUAAUACUGUUCAAUUGAUGGCUGUAAUGGAGCAUUCUUAUUAUGCAUCAUUUGGAUAUCAUGUUACAAACUUUUUUGCUGUAAGCAGUAGAUCUGGAACUCCUGAGGACCUCAAAUAUUUAAUUGAUAAAGCCCACAGCUUAGGUCUACAGAUCUUGAUGGAUGUUGUUCACAGCCAUGCAAGUAACAAUGUCACUGAUGGACUCAAUGGCUUUGAUGUUGGCCAAAGUUCACAAGACUCAUAUUUUCACUCUGGAGAAAGCGGUUACCACAAGUUAUGGGAUAGCCGACUGUUUAAUUAUGGUAAUUGGGAAGUCCUUCGCUUCCUUCUUUCAAACUUGAGGUGGUGGCUUGAGGAGUUCAAAUUUGAUGGCUUUAGGUUUGAUGGAGUGACAUCAAUGUUAUAUCAUCACCAUGGUAUCAACGUGGGUUUCACAGGGGAUUAUAAUGAGUAUUUCAGUGAAGCAACUGAUGUUGAUGCUGUUGUUUAUUUAAUGCUGGCCAAUUCUCUGAUACACAGCAUCUUGCCAGAUGCAACUGUAAUUGCUGAAGAUGUUUCCGGUAUGCCUGGACUUGGUAGGCCUGUCUCUGAAGGGGGAACUGGUUUUGACUACCGCCUGGCAAUGGCUAUCCCUGACAAGUGGAUUGAUUACUUGAAAAAUAAGAAUGAUGAAGAGUGGUCAAUGAAGGAUUUAUCCUGGAGCUUGACAAAUAGGAGACAAACUGAGAAGUGUAUAUCCUAUGCUGAGAGUCAUGAUCAGGCUAUUGUAGGUGAUAAAACAAUUUCAUUCUUCCUAAUGGAUAAAGAAAUGUACUCUGGCAUGUCAUGUUUAGCAGAUGCUUCUCCUACCGUUGAGCGAGGGAUUGCACUUCACAAGAUGAUACAUUUUAUUACUAUGGCAUUAGGAGGAGAGGGCUACCUUAAUUUUAUGGGAAAUGAGUUUGGACAUCCUGAAUGGAUUGACUUCCCGAGAGAAGGCAACGGGUGGAGUUAUGAAAAAUGCAGAAGACAGUGGAGUCUGGUGGAUACUGAACACUUGAGAUACAAGUUCAUGAAUGCAUUUGACAGAGCUAUGAAUGCACUUGAUGAUAAAUUUUCAUUCCUUUCAUCAACAAAACAGAUAGUGAGCAGCAGUAGCGAAGAAGACAAGGUUAUUGUCUUUGAGCGGGGAGAUCUGGUUUUUGUGUUCAACUUUCAUCCCAAGAAUACAUAUGAUGGGUACAAAGUGGGGUGUGACUUGCCAGGGAAGUAUAGAGUUGCUCUGGAUAGUGAUGCUUGGGAAUUUGGUGGGCUUGGAAGAGUGGGUCACGAUGUGGAUCAUUUCACAUCUCCCGAAGGAAAACCAGGUGUGCCUGAAACUAAUUUCAACAAUCGUCCUAAUUCUUUCAAAGUACUCUCGCCAGCUCGCACGUGUGUGGCUUAUGGCUUUUGGAACUUUGGGUGGCAUCACAAAUCUCUGCCUGUUUCUAUGGUCCUUGAACCCUUCUUCGAAGUUAAAACAUGGAUUUACAGAUUUCUUACAAACUUUUCCCAGGUUUAUCAUAGAGUGGAAGAAACUCCAGGAGACAUUAAUGACAGCAACUUAACCGGUGUCAAUGAGACAUUACAAGUAGAUGCUGUAAAGGAGGAGAAUAUUGCAGAAUCAGCUUCAGUGGUAGAUAUCAUGGAGACCAAAUCUCUGCCUGUAUCUAUAGAAAGUCCAGGAGUGGAAGAAAGUCCAGGAGAAACUAACGACUACAAUUUGGCCGGUGUUGAUGAGAGGUUGCCAAUAGAAGGAGCAAAGCAGGAAAAUAUUGAAGAACCAGAAAGUCCAGGAGAAACUAACGACUACAAUUUGGCCGGUGUUGAUGAGAGGUUGCCAAUAGAAGGAGCAAAGCAGGAAAAUAUCGAAGAACCAGCUUCUGUGGUAGACAGAAGUUUUGCUGCCAACCUAGACCCUCCUGAAGCGGAAGAGAGGGAAGAUGGAAUAUUGGACGACUAAGCUUUUCAGCUCCAGUGCAAAUCAAAGAGAGUAUAAGCCUAUUCGUGUUACCUUGUUUUGUGAAUAAUAGUAGUGUGAGGAGUAACCAGGGAAUUUUGUUUUUGUUUGUAGAUUUUAGGCAGAGAAUAAUAGUCUGCUUAGGUGCCAGUCAUCACUGUAGGAAGACCGAAGUCUACUGAUCGUAGGCAAUAAGAUCUAUAGAGUUGUGAAGAUCAAGUCCACAGUGGGUGCAUCUUGCAUCUGAGCAUUCGACUUAUUGGUAUACACGAUCUCUAUGUUUUAAUCCCCUUCCCCCAAAACAACAUCCACUAAA